Molecule: messenger RNA, 6016 nt
Organism: Salmo salar (Atlantic salmon)
Lineage: Eukaryota; Metazoa; Chordata; Actinopteri; Salmoniformes; Salmonidae
Product: inositol-trisphosphate 3-kinase A
Biological process (GO): inositol phosphate biosynthetic process; phosphatidylinositol phosphate biosynthetic process
Cellular component (GO): nucleus; cytoplasm
Molecular function (GO): inositol hexakisphosphate kinase activity
Source: RefSeq, a predicted model, not a curated record
CUGCUUUUUGAAGUACACUAAGCAAACAACGGCCAAGUACUACGCCAAAGCGAAGGGUUGAAGAAGUCAAGGGGUCAUAAGAGCAAGUAUUUUGGACACACUGUGGGAGAAAAAGUUUAUUUAUACUUGAACUGGCCUUCCUUUUGCUUGUGAGGGAAUAAGAAGAUUGUGUGCUCUGUGAAAUCCGCUUAAUUUAAGAGAUGUUUAAUGUUCUGAAUCGCGCUGAAUUGCACUCAGUGCUGUAGACAUUCUGAACGGCUUUGAGAGUUGGACAGCCACGGGUUCGAUAGGACUCCUAUUAGGACGAGGUGUCUUAGUACAAGCAACUGUCCACCAUAGAAGAUUCAGCAGGGAAUUCCACCUCUUCUCUCACAUACCCCACCAAAUGCUAUGGUGGGGUGUAGACACCAGAGCAGCAACCAGGACUAGGGCUAGAUGGGAGCCCAUACUGACAGUGCCAGCCUGAUACUAUGGCUGCUUAUGCCCUUAGCAGUCUGAUUAUGAUGAAUGGCAACAAUCUGACGAGUGCGAGCAGCCCUCGGACUGGGAGGCCUGUGCUGCAUGUGCCAAACCGCUCCACCUACUACAGCCCUGGUAGCCUGAUUCCUGGCUCCCCUGGGGGCUCCUUCGUCUCCCCCCCGUCUCCAGGCCCCAGCAGCCCCAGGGCACGCUCCCCCUGCCGCCACCCUGAAACCUUGGGGGAGAUCGUGGGCAAAUGUGUCCGCCGGCUCAGCAACAACGGAGAUGAUGAGGCCCCCAACUGGGAGGUGAAGCGCACGGUGCAGCUCCUGCAGAUCCACCAGGAGCUCCUGAAUGUGGAGGUCAACAAAAAGGUGGGUCUGUUUGAGGCCCACAUCUUGAGGGCCCCGUGCAGAACAGUCCCAGCCUCCAAGCCCAGCCAGCCCGCCGAGGUGCCUCCCCCUAACCCCCCACAGAGAGACUGCCCUCCAAGCAUUUCCAAGGAGCUCCAGAAUGGGAAAGGGUGUUUCUGCUUGGAGGAGGGAGUAACAGGGAACGGCAGAGUGGAAAAUAACACAGCUGACCCAAAUACGGAACAGGGCAGUCUGCUUGUGAACAAAUCAGCAGGAACUCGGGCCCAAGCUGACAGUUCAGCAGGCAUUUACUCCCCGAGUUCACUGGGGGUUGGCAGCUUCUUGGCAGGCAGCAACAGCGAGCACCCUGCGGAGUGGGCCCAGACCUGCCUGACAAAGGCAGGAGCAGAGCCAACGGAAACCCAGCCACAAGCACCCUCGGCCUGGGCCGGCAGGGAGGGGAGCUGCCCAGAAGUGGGGACCACCAUCCCAGCCGUCAUAGUCACCGACCACGAGAUGGAGGCCCAGGGAGAAGGCUGUGAUCCGGGCAGUGAGCCCCAGCAGAGUCCCAGGUCAUCCCGAGGCUUGAGAAAGCUGUCCUCCUCCUCAGCUUCUUCCACAGGCUUCUCCUCCUCCUGGGAGGAAUCAGAGGAUGACAUCUCCAGCGACCCGGAUAGAGCCGAGGGACUGUCACUUGCCUUCCUCAACACCCAGCAGAGAGCUCACAAGUCAUGGAAGAAGAUCAAGAACAUUGUCCACUGGUCUCCAUUCGUCAUGUCUUUCAAGAAGAAGUACCCUUGGAUCCAGCUGGCGGGUCAUGCAGGCAGUUUCAAGGCAGGGGCUAACGGGCGUAUCCUGAAGAAGCACUGUGACUGUGAGCAGCGCUGCUUGGAUUGGCUGAUGAAAGACGUGCUGCGUCCCUACGUACCGGCCUACCACGGAGACGUGGAGAAGGAUGGGGAGAAGUACAACCAGAUGGAUGAUCUGCUCUCUGAGUUCGACCUGCCCUGCGUCAUGGACUGCAAGAUGGGUGUCAGGACGUACCUGGAGGAGGAGCUGACCAAGGCCCGUAAGAAUUCCAGUCUGAGGAAGGACAUGUACCAGAAGAUGGUGGAGGUGGAACCCCUGGCGCCCACCCCCGAGGAGCAGGAGCAGCAGGCGGUCACCAAGCCUCGCUACAUGCAGUGGAGAGAGACCAUCAGCUCCACCGCUACCCUGGGCUUCCGCAUCGAGGGCAUCAAGAAGGAAGACGGGACGGUAAACAGAGACUUUAAAAAGACCAGGAGCAUGGAGCAAGUGACAGAGGCAUUCAACGACUUUGUCAAAGGAAACCAGAACAUCCUGAACUGUUAUCUGCACCGACUGAAGGACAUUAGGGACACUCUGGAAAUAUCAACCUUCUUCAAGACCCACGAGGUGAUUGGCAGCUCACUGCUGUUCAUCCAUGACAAGCGUGAGCAGGCCAAGGUGUGGAUGAUAGACUUUGGGAAGACCACCCCUCUGCCUAAAGGACAGGUCCUGAGUCACAGGGCCACCUGGGAGGAGGGCAACCGUGAGGAUGGCUACCUCUAUGGCCUGGACCACCUCAUAGACAUUCUCACCCACAUGGUGGUGACCCCAAAGCCAGACUCACUCUAAAAAGGGACUGUCCCCCCUCAACUCAAUCUUAACCCCAACAGGACCACCACCUCGCACUACAAUGACGCCUCUGAUGUCCCCAAAAAGCUACCCCUCCCUCCCUUAUUCCCCUUCUCCCCUGGCCCCAGAUAUCAAACUGUAACCACACAAGUGUUUUGUGUAAACUUGUAGGUUCUGUACAUACUGCUGUAUAGUGUGUUUCUGUUCUGAUGAGCCCAUGGGUUAGGUUAGGUUCUUUCUCUGCAACUAGCCCAUGACAACCCUUCUUGAGAUUUGAGUUUGUUUUGUUUUAUAACAGUUAAAAAAUAUAUUUUAGUGUUAGCUAACAGUGUGUAUCACUGCAGUUACAACUUCUAUGGUGCAUGGCCUUGUGGUAAAAGCCAAACAUUUGAAAUAGUUGGAUUCAGAAUUGUGGCACUUCCUGUGUUUAUACAUUUAUAUACAAUUUAAGAUUUACAGAAAAAUGUCCAGGGUCAGGUAGCCUGGCGGGUAGGAGCGUUGGGCGGUUGCUGGAUCGAAUCCCCGCGCUGAGCAUGUAAAAAUGUGUUGUUCUCAGCAAGGCAGUUAACCCACUGUUCCCCGGGCACCGUGGAUGUCGAUUAAGGCAGCCCUCUGCACAUCUCUGAUUCAGAGGGGUUGGGUUAAAUGCAGAAGACACAUUUCAGUAGAAUGCAUUCAGUUGUAAUAUUUGUAAUACUAUUUGUAAUAUUCCCUUGCUGAAUUCUCCAAUGUUUAUUAUUCAUUUGUACCUCAUUAUGUAAUAGUGUACUUGAGAGUAUGUGAUGUGCCUAUAUUCAUUCCAGUGCCUUUGGAGGGAAAGUAGAGAAGGUGGCAUAAGUUAAUGCACUCCGAUAUGUAAUUAUAACCUAUUUUAUUAAGGCUAAUGUUGACAUUCCUGUAAUCCAAACCAUUGAGGAGUGACUGUCAGUUCAAAGGUCAAUGUACAUGAAGCAGUGGGAGUGGGCGACUAACAGGAAAUGACCCUUAACCAAGUGAGAAUGAGUUUGCAUUCUAAAUAUGCCAAGUGCCUCAGCCUUUCAGCAGACAUAAAAAGUCCAGGGCCCGGUUUCCCAAAAGCAUCUUAAAGGGAUACUUCAGGAUCUUGGCAGUGAGGCCCUUUAUCUACUUCCCCAGAGUCAGAUCAACUAGGGGAUACUAUUUUUGUGUCCAGUAUGAAGGAAGUUAGAGGUAGUUUUGCGAGUCAAUGCUAGCUAGCGUUAGCGCAAUGACUCAAAAGUCUAUGGGUAUCUGCUAGCAUGCUAGGACCCUAUGGUUCUAAGAUGAACUUAGUCUUAACAUGCUUUUGGGAAACAGAGCCCAGGUUUUAUUCUCUUAUUUUAAUGAUUCCAUUAGUCAGAGAUGACGUCACCUGUGACUCCGUCAUUAAUGUAUAUCGUCUACCACUGUCCACCCAUAAUAACCACUGUUCUUAGAAGGAACCCACCCUAUCCUGUUUUCCUAGGAUCCUGUUAUUGUGCACAAGACAGAUGGUGAUUGCUGUUUGCAUGGCAAUUUGACAGUCAUAUAUAUACCAUUCCUGCCUGAUACCCAAAUAUCCUGAGGUGGCAAACAAAACGAAUGGGGUGUUGUCUGUCUACUGUCUAUUUAUUAAGUCUACAGACAGAGAGAUAGGCAUUUAACAGGUCAACAUUGUCAUCAUUGUCUGUUUGGAUUCAAUUAGCAUUGAGUCAUGUUUUUGAUCACAGUCGGAUCACACGCGCAUGACAUUGACCAUAGAAAGAGUAACUUGCAUGGUAUGGGAGGUUUUUUUAUGGGCGUUAAUACCCUUUUUUAAAUGUUUACUUCAGGGUUUAAUAGUCAUUCACCUCUAAUAGCCAUAUUACAUACAAUAGUCCUAGUUAUGAGAGUGAGGUGAGGUUGGCCUUGUUUUGAAAUGACUGCUCUCUCACCUUUAUCUAAGGAACUGAGAGGGGUGUGGUGUGUUAGGACUGCAAACAUCAUAUCCUAAAGAAACCGCUCACUUCUCCAAGGCCUUUAAUGGGUGGAGCUUGAGGCAGUUGAUUCUAGCAGGACAAACUGGACCAAUAGUUUUGACCAAUAGCCAAGGUGUAAAACGUUGUGCUUUACUUGUCCUGUCUUUGAGUGCCGUUGAACUACUUUACCUUUGCAUCAGGGUUAUCAACCUGAAACCUUUCGAAAUAAAUACAGUUUGGUAUGUUAAAGUAUGACUUGAUAUUAAUGGCCUGCACUGUUGGAGCUUGGAGCUUAAGGAUGUUCACUGUACCCUGCAUUUACAUCUGCAACCCUGUGCAUGUGACUAAUACACUCUCUGAAUCUAAAUCUAAUGUGAUGUACAGGAUUGUGGUACAUAUGCAGGAGAGUGAGACUAUAGGCCCGUUGCACUGGACCAGAAAGGACAGAAAUAAAGAGUAGAGUGUCCUCUGCUGUUAAUGAAUUGUAUUACAUUGAGCAGCAUAAAACAAAUGACAUGGGUGCAUUUUACAGAAACACAUUGUGACAUUGAUUUUAAUAUGUUGCCUUUAUUCUCUUACUUCAAUAUUUCUUCAGUAGAUUCUUUCAAAUCCCUCCUCUGUCGUCGUGCUUGUCGUUUUUUGUGAAGUCUCUUAGAAUGAUAUACCCAUGACCAUAUUUAUUUCUUUGUGACAUUUGCACAAGAACACUAAUGCAUGUGUUUUCAUUUUUGUUGAAAGUCAGUCAUGAUAUAAUCAUUUAGUAGGUCACUGUAACAUAGGCCUGACUCACUGCUUCUUACAAUGUGUAAAUAAUACUGUAUGUUUGAGAGAUGAACAAGAAGUCUGUGUUCUGUGCACUCUUCCAGGCGUACUUUUGUGCCUUGUGACACCUAUGAUCUGUAGACCUGGUUUUGGGCUACGCUGGCCACAGAGUGGUUGACAUGGAGAUUGCCAUAGCAACCUCAUCUGUCAUCCCUGGUCCAGGUUGACAUGAUUGAGUCCUUCCUCUCCAAGUCUUGUGCUGUGACACUGUGGGGACAUUGCGCCUGAGAUCCUCUGCAGCGUUGGGGUUCAUUCAAAUUUAAUUCGGAAUUCUUUAAUUCGCUCAUGAAGUGGAGAGUUACAUUUAAUUCAACUAUCUUCAAGUUAUGGAAUUGUAAUUGAAUUGAAAUGAUAUUGUUUGGACUGUUUGAAUUUAAAUUGAAUUGGCAUUGGAAUUCAAUAUUGGUACAUUUCCUAGUAAAUUGAAUUAAUGCACAUAGUAUCAAACAUUGACUGCAGGAUUUGUUUGAAAUAAUUUCAACUUAUAUUUCUAUAUUUCCAGUAUAGCUAGGCUGUCUGAACAGUGACAUGAUCUGAAAGCCUGAGGAAAUUGAAUUCGAAUUGGAAUGUGGGAAUUGUUGGUGAUAAUAUUGAAUUAUCUCCGAAUUCAAAGACUGACCUGGAAUGUUUAUUGAAUGAAAUGGAAUUUACAGGGAGUUGUGGAACAAACCCCACCCCUCGGUCGUCAGGUCAUUGUGCUGUCACCCCAUGAAUCUGCUUAUGUAAAUCAUGCCAUCAUGUCAAUACUGCAAGCAAAAAUAUGCUUGACUGUACAAUUUUUACUGUAGUAAAUUUGAACAAUGGCUUAAA